This is a messenger RNA of Dothidotthia symphoricarpi CBS 119687, 1637 nucleotides long. Its product is annotated as MFS general substrate transporter. Gene Ontology annotation, molecular function: transmembrane transporter activity. Bases 1 to 1626 code for a protein of 541 amino acids. The record is from RefSeq and is a predicted model, not a curated record. Gene Ontology annotation, biological process: transmembrane transport. NCBI's taxonomy places the organism in Eukaryota, Fungi, Ascomycota, Dothideomycetes, Pleosporales, Dothidotthiaceae. The transcript is spliced from 3 exons. Gene Ontology annotation, cellular component: membrane.
AUGUCGCGCACCUCGACAUCUAUUGAACUUGCGGAAUACCCGUCGACUCCUUUGGCUUUUACUGAGCCGCCUGGUGUUCAUGUUCAUGCAAAGGACAACGACUUACCAUCUCACCAUGAGAGUCUCCAGCCAACUGAUGUGCCGGACCAUACAAUACCAGUUGAACACAUACCAACCCCAGGAAAAGGAACAACAGCAAUCGUGUUAGUCACGGUAGUAUGUGUGACAAUGAUCAGUACAAUGCUAUCUGGAGUCGUUGCUAUUGCGUUACCGACUAUGGCGCGAGAGUUACCUUUAGCGCCCAACGUACUCUUGUGGCCAAUCUCAAUCUAUGCACUGACAUGUGGUUGUACUCUCCUUCUUCUCGGCUCCGUGGCCGAUGUUGUGGGUUCCAGGCCUAUGUACUUGAUCGGAUGUUUCCUCCAAUCUGGGUUCACACUGGCUUGCGGUCUGGCUCAGAAUGGCACACAGAUGAUUGUUUUCCGUGCUUUCGCUGGAGUUGCGAUCUCGUUCUGUCUUCCCUCGGCUGUCAGUAUCAUUACCAGCACAUUUCCUGAAGGUAGGAGCAGAAACAUCGCAUUCGCCUCGAUGGGUGGCGGGCAGCCUAUCGGGUUUUCCCUUGGGCUCGUCCUUGGGGGUGUGUUCACUGACACAAUAGGGUGGAGAUGGGGAUUCCACGUCAGUGCUGCCGUCAACACCAUCGUCUUUGUUGUUGCCUUCAUUGGAUUGCCUAAAUCUGAGAAGAAAAAAACUCAAAUCCUGUCUCGUCUCAAAAGUGAGAUCGACUGGGUCGGCAUCGCCAUGGGAAGUGCAUCUCUGGCUCUGCUGUCGUACUGUUUUGCUCUGAUCUCAGAAGAAACCGCGAAAAUCAAAGAAGCUCAAACCAUCGCUCUCCUAACCAUUGCCGUAGCACUCAUACCAUCCUUCGUCUUUUGGGUGGGGCGGCAAGAGAAGCUCGGAAGACCAGCCAUCAUUCCCAACUCUCUCUGGCGUAACCGAAUCUUCAGCGUGAUUUGCGUCGGCGUCUUCAUCACAUGGGGCGUCUUUAAUGCCUUGGAGUCUUAUCUCACGCUCUUCUUCCAGGACGUCCAGCAGAUAUCCGCAAUUCAGACCUCACUCCGCUUCCUGCCUACUCCCGUUGCUGGUGCCAUCACCAAUCUCAUCAUGGGCUUGGUGGUCCAUAGAGUCCACGCCAAUUGGGCCGUUAUCAUCGGUGCAUCGUUGAGUGCCGUGGGGGGUCUGCUAAUGUGCGUGAUGAAGCCAGAAUGGACAUACUGGUCCGCAGCAUUUUUUGCGUGUAUUCUCAACGCCAUUGGAGCUGAUGUUCUGUUUACGGUCUCGAAUCUCGUCAUCACGUCGGUGUUUCCGUCGCGAACGCAAGGGAUCGCGGGUGGUGUAUUCAACACAAUUGCUCAAAUUGGGAAAAGUGUGGGUUUGGCAACAAGUGCUGUCAUCGCCUCUAGUGUCACUGCGCGGUCGAGGUACCAUGACAAGGAGAGUCCAAUGGCACUUAUGGAUGGGUUUCGCGCUGCGUUUUGGUAUUUGUUUGCUCUGAGCUGUGCUACGGGUAUGUUGUUUUUGUGGGGACUCAGGGGAAUCGGGAAGGUCGGUGUGAAGAGGGAAUAAAUGUCGUUUUG